Messenger RNA from Aspergillus ibericus CBS 121593, 1087 nucleotides. RefSeq lists its product as uncharacterized. Lineage: Eukaryota; Fungi; Ascomycota; Eurotiomycetes; Eurotiales; Aspergillaceae. The record is from RefSeq and is a predicted model, not a curated record. Bases 393 to 983 code for a protein of 196 amino acids. The transcript has a single exon.
GAGAAACGGCGAGCCGCAACAGCCGCCUCCCAAGGUGUCGAACGGGCGCGCCAAGACGGUCCCGGUACGACGUGUAGAAGCCGGAGAGCUUCGACUGGAACUAUGGGUGGAAGAGGCACGGCAGAAGUUUAAUGAACCGGUGGACUCGGAACAUCCACCGUGAGCCUCGGAUCAUCAUCUCUAUCUUCCUGCCGUGUUCGUCUAGUUCACCAUUACCUUCUGAUUUCACUGAAACAUGUUUCUGCUCCGUAUCUCAUAUCUCCAUUUAUCUCAUUCUUGUUUUAGCGUGACCAAUGAUCGAACAUACAUGAUGGAUGAGGAAAUUAGGCACUGUCGUCCGAGUGAGUGGCGCAAAUAUAUAAAAUGGGGAGCGGACGAUUUUUGGGACUCGCAUGGCAUUACAUAGAUCUGGUUCAUAUCUUUUCCUGUCUUUUUUUGCUCGCUUUUUUCUUUCCGUCCAUUGCUGCCUGUCGUCAUUCUGUCACGUUCUUUUCUUCUUUCUCUUCUCUAUUACUACUUAUUUCUCCUCUUUUUCUUUUCUUAUCCCUCUGACUCUCUUCCAUUUUUCUCUCAUCUCUGGAGACAUCUAUUUUUCCCCAAGCAUCUUUCUCCAUUUUCCUCCCCGCCAUUUCCUCAGUGUUCUCAUUUUCAUACCAUUUCCUAUUGUAUUCCGCUCGUCUCCUUUGUUGAGCUCUCUCCAACUACAUGAUCCUAGCAAAUUCAAAUAUCUAGCCACUAGCUACUACACGGUUGCCAGCAUGGUCCCCACCGUCCGGGGAGGGUCUCGAGUCCUGUCCGUAAUCGCUAAUCCUGUCUCCACCGCAUUUCCUUGGCAUAUUCUUGUUUCUCUCAGCGCGUGUGUGUACGUGUUGGCGUCUCCCUUUCUCUCCUUGUUUGGCGGCCUGGGCGUGUUCGGAAUGGGGUUCAGUGGAGGAAGGAUCUUGCCGCCACUUCGGUCGUGCAUGCGUCUCGAAAUCAGCUGAUGAUGAGAUACAGGCGUCCACCUCUCGGAGUCGAGAGCGUCCGCGUCAAUGCGUUUCCACGCCGCCUUCCAUGAAAGAAAGAUUAAAGUUGAUUUGCGGGGUUC